Molecule: messenger RNA, 228 nt
Organism: Fusarium proliferatum ET1
Lineage: Eukaryota; Fungi; Ascomycota; Sordariomycetes; Hypocreales; Nectriaceae
Exons: 2
Coding region: 1-228 (75 amino acids)
Source: RefSeq, a predicted model, not a curated record
AUGGCAAUAUUUUCAAGACUGUCUCGUUUCUUUCGUCCCUCACGAAUAUCUCGUCCACCGCCGCGUCCAAAGCGAUUAGCACCACCGGCAGACUCUCAACUAAACGGCCAAUACCCAUCUCAUGAGGAAAUGCUUCGAUCCAUGUAUAAAUCUGCAGUUGCCCGGGAUGCCGCAUACGCCAAAAGGUCCUGGUUCUCAAAAAUGUUCGGACCACCACCCGGACCAUAA